AUGACUUUUUCUCGAGAAAUUCUCGAGAAAGUAUUCUCGAGAAAUUCUCGAAAAAGUAUUCUCGAGAAAAUCUCGAGAAAGUAUUCUCGAGAAAUUCUCGAGAAAGUAUUCUCGAGAAAUUCUCGAGAAACUGCACUUAGUAAGAAAGUAAAAAGGCUAGAAGAAAACAAUGCAAAUUUAACACCUUCUAGUUCACCUGCUGUUUGUUACAGCCAAAUUGCUAAGCAACUAGCCAAACCAGGUUCUGAGCUGUAUAAGGCUAGCAUCAAAGUGUCAAAAAGUCAUGAAAUAUUAUCCAGUAAAAAGUCUAAAAAUGUUGUGAUUGUUGGUUUGCCUAACUUACAAAAAACUAUAACCGAGGAUCGCAAGACAGAUGACGAGAAUAUGGUCAACGAAUUAAUACGUUCGCUGAACAGACGAAUAAUAAUAAAAUCAACAUUCAGAUUAAAAUGUAAACUUCCCUUGGUAAACAAUGCAUCUGAACCGUUAGUUGUCGAAUUUGAGAAUGAAGUAGCACGAAACGAUCCUUGCUGCUGGCUGCAGCAAGGGAACUGUCAAUUAUUGAGGCCUACAAAAAAACCACCAAAUUUUACAGCUGAUUACUCAAAAUUGAUUCUAAACUCAAUCAGAACCGCUUCAAAACUCAAAAGUAGAAAAAAAUAUCUCAUAGUGGUCGGAGAUUUCAAUUUUCCUAAUAUAGAAUGGACAGAUGAUGGUCCAAUAAUUCAUUCAAAUGGAAACUCAAUUGAACAUGAAUUUAUUAAAGUUUUAAAUGAUUGUUCUCUAUACCAAAUAGUAAAUUUUCCAACAUUCAAACAAAAUGACUCUGUUUCAGCAGUUAACACCCUUGAUCUUGUUUUAGUUUGCAAUCCUAAUUGCAUUGAUUUUCUUCAAUGUGGUCCACAAUGCGAAAACCAGUGCGAUUGCAGUAAAUUAUCUAAUAUGAUUUCCUUUGAAAAAAUUCUCGAAAUGUUAGAAGGUAUAGAUAUGUCAAAAGCGAUGGGUUUUGAUGAAACUAGUCCGUUUGUUUUAAAGCAUGCUGCAGAUGGUUUUGUGGACCCAAUUGUUCAUAUUUUCAAAUUAAGCUUUGACACUGGAUGUGUUCCUUACCACUGGCCUGUUGCAAAUAUAUCACCAAUUUACAGAGGGGGAUCAAAACUUGAACCAGAAAACUACAGACCAGUAUCCCUAACAUCUGUGAUUUGUAAAAUGUUUGAAAAGCUCAUUCGGGACACAAUUCUCCAAUAUUCAGUUUUAAAUAGACUUAUAUCUGAGGAGCAAACUGGUUUUGUUCCAAACAAAUCAUGCACAACAAAUCUUAUUGAGACAAUUGACACAAUUACAUUUGAAACUGCAAAGAUUAAAGCGUAUGGUAUAACUGGUAAAAUAUAUAACUGGAUUGAAAGUUUUCUUGCAAAUAGGAAACAAAGAGUUGCUAUUACUAAUACAGUUUCAGAAUGGGUAUCAGUUACCAGUGGCGUGUCUCAGGGUUCCGUUUUGGGUCCAAUGUUGUUUCUGCUAUUCAUAAGUGACCUCCCAGAAGUUGUGCUAAACACAUUUAAAAUGUAUGCUGAUGAUAGCAAAAUAAUAGCCAUAGAAGGUUCCAUUGAUAAACAAGCGGAAAUACAAACCGACCUUGACAACAUUGUGAAAUGGUGCAACAAUUGGGGUAUGGAAUUAAACUGCAAAAAAUGUAAGUUGAUGAGAUUUGGCAAUCAGAAAGUUUUUCGAGGUAUUGAUAAAACAUACACAAUGAAUAUAAAUGGAAUGAUUUAUGACCUCUCAAACAGUGUAUUAGAAAGAGAUCUAGGUUUCUUUGUACAACCGGAUAUGAGUUGGAAGCAUCAAACGCAAGUAUGUGUUAGCAAAGCUUCAAAAACACUGAGGUUAUUUAAAAAUGCCUUUGAAAGUAGAGAUUGCUAUAUGUGGAAAAUUGUGUAUACUACUUAUGUGCAACCUCAACUUGAAUUUGCGGCUCCAGCGUGGAGUCCUCCGAAUGUGGCCGAAAUCUCAAUGCUUGAAAGAGUUCAACGCAGGGCCACAAAAAUACCAUUCUCAAACCGAAUGCAAAGUUAUGAGAAACGGCUAGUUAUUAUGAAUUUAAUUAAUUUAAAUCUCAGAAGAAAACGAGGAGACCUUAUUCAUUUAUAUAAGAUAUUAAACAAUCUAGAGUUUGUCAAUCUUAAUGUCAAACCAGUCUAUAAGUCAAGCAUUAAAUUAGAUGGCCCAUGUUCUUCCAUUAGAGGUCUCAAACAUAAAAUUAGAAUGCAGUGUUUUACUCCUCGCGAAAUAAAUGACUUUCAUGCAUCGGUUAGCUCCAGAAUCCAUUUCUUCACAAACAGAGUUUGCCAAAUUUAG
Hydra vulgaris (swiftwater hydra) is the source of this 2358-nucleotide messenger RNA. NCBI's taxonomy places the organism in Eukaryota, Metazoa, Cnidaria, Hydrozoa, Anthoathecata, Hydridae. The record is from RefSeq and is a predicted model, not a curated record.